Messenger RNA from Didymosphaeria variabile, 2403 nucleotides. RefSeq lists its product as uncharacterized. Gene Ontology annotation, molecular function: GTPase activator activity. The coding region runs from base 1 to 2403 and encodes 800 amino acids. Gene Ontology annotation, biological process: small GTPase-mediated signal transduction. Lineage: Eukaryota; Fungi; Ascomycota; Dothideomycetes; Pleosporales; Didymosphaeriaceae. Gene Ontology annotation, cellular component: cytoplasm. The transcript is spliced from 2 exons. The record is from RefSeq and is a predicted model, not a curated record.
AUGAGCGGUCUACGCGCCCAUAUUGCCGGUCGUUUGCGCAGCUCAUCGCAGUCGCUUUCCGCGGUCCCUCCGAAACAAGAAUCGCCGGACUACUCCCACGAGCUCGCCAAACAUGCCGCCUCCAUACUCUUUCGAUCGCCCAUCCCGUCGCGGGAGAAUAGGCCUGUAUACAUUCUCAAUGCCGCUGCUCUACCCGACACCAGAGAAGAAAACUUCGAUUCCCUCUUGCCGUACGUGCUAGCGCGACUCCCCGAAGAGGAUGAGCUGGUGAGGGGUUUCGAAUAUGAGGUUGUAUUCUUUGCUGGCGAUUCAGACGGCUCCGCUACUUCGAAGAAGAACAGGCCGGGCUGGGGCUGGUUCAUACAGGCAUAUCAUGUCUUGUCAAGAGCCAUGCGGAAGCGCCUACAGAAGUUAUACAUCGUGCACGAGAAGACGUGGGUUAGGAUCCUCACCGAAGUAUUCUCUACGAUUGUAAGCCCCAAAUUCAGGAGGAAGAUCAUACAUGCAUCUGACCUGACCAAUCUUGCACUGCACAUUCCCAUCGAAGACCUGUUGAUCCCUCCCUCUACCUACCUCUACGACCGACGAGUAUCCGAUGACAUUUACGCUCCGUAUGCAAGCGGCCGCCGGGCCUUUGGUGCUCGCCAGCCUCUGCCCAUCAGCAGUAAGGGCACACCACGAUUACCACGAGUUUUGCGAGAGACCACAACUUUCCUUCUCUUGGAGCAGAACAUCAAAGCUGAAGGACUAUUCCGUGUGCCACCGCACUCCAAGCUUCGAGAUGUGCUCAAAGAAGCUUACGAUAGAGGCCAGAAAUACAUCGUUUGGAAAGAUAACGGUGCCGUAUUGCAGCUACCGCCCUACCCGCAUGCUGAACAUCAAGACGAAAUCAUAGCCGAAAUCGACCCCAGAGAUGCCUAUUCGGUAUUUAUGGCCGCUGCACUUGUCAAGGCUUGGUAUGCGGAUCUCCGCCAGCCUGUCUUCCCGCAGUCCUGUUACCAUGAGCUAAAGCGGCUUCAUGGCAAUCCUGAUGAUAUCCUUGACCUCGAGCGACUUAAGGAGCUCUUUUCUCCUUCCUCCGAAUGGUCAUUCCUCCCCGCCAUCUCCCGCGAGAUUCUGGUCAAACAUCUGCUGCCUACUUUGAGUGCAGUCGCAGCUCGCGAGGAACAAAACAAGAUGACACCGGAGAAUUUGGCGGUGUGCAUCGCCCCCGCUCUUUUACAUGGUCCGGAUCAACUCGAAGAUGCUAAGAUGUCCUCCAUCGUACGGAGAAUAUUCACAGAGGCGAUCGAGUCAUGGGCGCAAGGGCUGCGAGAAGCUUGUGGUGAGAAUGAAGCCGCUUUUAGAGCCGCUUUAGAAUUACCGCAGUCUCAGAGCGAUUGGGAGGAUCCUCUCGAGCAGGCGCAGGGGACGGAAGAAAGAAGGUGGGAUGAAAACCACUCAACUGGAAUCGUUCUGCAAGACAACGAGAAACCAACGGAGGAACCGCCUGCCCUGCCACCGCGUGCUGGCAUAGUAUCUGGUCGGGCUCCUCACGACAACGCUACGAAACGUAAACCAGCUCCUCCACUUGAAGUUCCUCCUCGCUACUCUACGGUUGUUACCGACAGUCCUAUAGAUGCUUCUCCUGUAACAUACGGUGCGACUAUAGACGGUUUCGCACCGCGACGCAACGAGCCCAACCACAACACACACUUACCCGACGUAAAAAAAUCCGGUACGAGUUCUGGCGAUUCUUACGCUCCUCAACUUAUACUUCCCAAGAGGAAAACCCUGACAGCAGAGCAGAUUGAUAAUGCUGAAACUGCGAUCGCGCUAGUAGAUGCACGAAAAGCGUCAGAAGAGAUGGAUGCAGAAAUAAGGGUUCCAAAACCGUCCGAACUCAAGGGGUCUGCCAUGCCUCUACCAGGUCUGCUGAACCUUUCCAUCGGUAGAGCGGGAGCGGGACCUGCAGUGCCUGUGAAGCGCAAGGCCGUUUCUGGCACGUACACUGCAUCACAAGAUUCGUCACCAACAAGUGCGACAUCAAACGAGUCGCUUUCAAAGGCACUUCCUACAUCCUACAAUGACUUUCGUCGGCCCAGUCUUCCAGCGAGCGCGAACCGCACCCUGCAGAUAAACACGCUGGCACGUCCAAUAUUUCCUACAAACCCCGUCACCAACCGACCUGCAUCCAAGUCAACUUCGCUUCCGGUACCUGCUCCAAAGCCAAGGACUCCGUCGCCAUCCUUGUUGCAACGAAUGCCAUCUUUCGAGACCUCAAAGCAAGAGCAAAGCCUAGCACCACCUAGCAUUCCUCGUAGGCUCAAUAUGAAGAAGCAGUCGGUGGAUGACUUGAGGCGGCUGUAUGAGGAGAGGGCUGGAACUGCGAGCGUGCUAGUGGAGGCAGGUCGGAAGCAAUAA